Paramecium sonneborni is the source of this 548-nucleotide messenger RNA. NCBI's taxonomy places the organism in Eukaryota, Ciliophora, Oligohymenophorea, Peniculida, Parameciidae. The record is from the annotation of a GenBank genome assembly.
AUGAAGAAUUUCAAUAAUUAUAGAAGAAAGAAUUAGAUGUUAAUAAUAUAUUACAUUAAACUAAGAAAUAUUUAAUAAAGAAUUAAAUAUUAGAUAAUUUAAGAAGUUACAUCAACAUUCAAUCAAUAACCUUUAUUAUAUAAAAGUUUAACCUACAAAGAACAAAAUUUUAUUAUUCCAAUUUUAAUUAUUCAAACAAAUUUACAAUUAAGUAAUCAUUAAUAUAUUUAAACUUAUCUUAAUAAAACUUAUAAAUAGUUCAUUAGAUUUGCAUAAAUCACAUUAAAUCUUAUAUGAACAUUUUAGAAAAUAUUUGGUCAAAAAAACUAGCGAAAAAGUGGAUAAUAUUUAUUUUCUAUAGAAUUAGAUGAACGAAUAAUCUUUUGUAUUUAACAGGAAUUAAAAUUCAAUUAAAAAAGAAAAAAGAGAUGAAAAAUGGGUAAUUAUAAAUUAAUUUAAUUUAGAUAUAAUUAGAUAAGAAAAAUGAAUAUAGAUUAGUAUUUUCGAAACUUAAAAUAUUAUAAUUCAUAUCAAGUUAAAGUUUUUGA